Messenger RNA from Rotaria sp. Silwood1, 1713 nucleotides. NCBI's taxonomy places the organism in Eukaryota, Metazoa, Rotifera, Eurotatoria, Philodinida, Philodinidae. The record is from the annotation of a GenBank genome assembly.
AUGUUGAAUAUGUUCAAAUCAAUUCUGAAUGUCGACGAGAGUACUCUUAUUGAUGAGGUAUAUGUGCUGGACAACAAUCUUGUUGAACCUGUCUACGUUCUUCGACCAAUCGAUCCAGAGAAGAGAGAAGAAUGGCAAAUAAUUGAACAAGAUUUAGUAGUGAUUUUACGUCGAGCUUCUGAUAUUUGUUUAGCAAAUAAUAAAAUUACUCAAAGUGAACGAAACCAAUUUCAUAUAUCCGUAACGGCCAAGGAAAUUAUUCGUGCAUUGGAAAAUAAUACAACCGAUCCACAACGAAUGGUUGCUUUUUUUCGAGUGAUUGAAGAUAUUGAUGAAUUUGAUGUUAAAUUCAAAUCAAAAUUCAUCGAUACUGAUCAUGAAACAGAAAUAUUAUUGAAUGAGAUAAAAUCAAAUAUUCGAGAGAAACUUCCACUUGAAAAUCAAUUCAACUAUCGAGUAAACUGGAAAGAUGUCUCGAACCGAACAGAUUAUCUAACUAAAUUUCAAAUUGAUUUUUAUACUGUUAUUAAACGACAAAUCGAUUAUUAUAUGACAAAGGUUCAAGCAAAAGAUGUCUUGUACAAUGAAAUCUUUGAACAUGCUAUACAAUGUCGAAUGUUAAAUGAACGCUAUUUUUCAAGAGAUGAAAUUCUCGAUAAAGUUAAAACAUUUGUUUUGUCGGAUGUGUCACAACCAUGCACUCUAUUCGGCAAAUCAGGCUCGGGAAAAUCAUCUAUUAUGGCUCAAAUAGCGAUUAAGGUAUUAGAAUGGUUUCCAAAUCCGAAUUCAAUCUCUGUCAUCAUUCGUUUUCUUGGUGCAACACCAUUGUCAAGUGAUAUUCGUCGACCAUUAAUGUCGAUUAUACAACAAAUAUGUACUGUCUAUCACCUCACGCCAUCCUCUCUUAUCCAAGAUUUCACAACAAUUGAAGAACUAAAACAAAUAUUGCAAAAUCUCUUCAUGCAAAUUCCAAUUAGUGAACAACUUAUUCUCCUUUUCGAUUCGAUCGAUCAAUUAAGAGUCGAAGAUUACAAUUGUGAAAAAUGGCUUCCAAUCCAUUAUCCACUGAAUAUUAAAUGCAUUUUAUCUACAAUACCAAUGAUUACUGAAGGUAACGGGGAACAGAAAGUCGAGUAUAAAAUUCUUGAUGGACUUCAAUCUCUCUUCCCAAAUGGUACCAUGAUCGAGAUUAAGGAAUUCGAUAGAGAUCUAGCACAGCAAGUCGUCUGUUCUUGGUUAGAACGUGAUGGCCGACGUCUUUCACCGCUUCAAAUGACUUGGUUGAAACCAAAACUCGAGCCAUAUAGUCCAAAACAAGGUGAUCCAGAACCUACCCCAUUAUUUCUUUCUUUGGUAUAUCAAAUAACCCAGACAUGGCAUUCAUUCAAUAACAAACCUGAUCGUGAUUUUUUAAAAAUACAAUCAACCCGAGACGCCAUCAACUAUUUGUACAAUCAAUUAUCCAAAAAACAUGGAGAUAUUUUGUUCAAACGAGCGAUGACAUAUUUGAGGCUAGCGGGUGGUCUCAGUGAGUCCGAAUUGGAAGAUAUUCUUAGUGCGGACGAUAAAGUUUUGCAAUCAGUUUUUGUCCAUUAUCUUCCUCCAAGAAAUAUAUUCCGAUUACCAGGUACUCUAUGGAUUCGUAUUCGUAAUGAUAUGCACCAAUAUCUCAUAGAAAAAGAAAUCGAUAAUACGCUCAUUAUCUACUUGUAA